Cuscuta campestris is the source of this 2020-nucleotide messenger RNA. The record is from the annotation of a GenBank genome assembly. NCBI's taxonomy places the organism in Eukaryota, Viridiplantae, Streptophyta, Magnoliopsida, Solanales, Convolvulaceae.
GUUGCUCUUUGGCUAUUUUCUUUUUUUUUUUUUGGUUGGCGGGGGAACGAUGAAUAUCUUAUCCUAAUCCCUAACAUAAACGAGAAAAGGGUGGGGGUUUUCCGGCGAACGCGUCAAAGAACCAUGUUGCUCCACACCGCCACCGCUAUCACUGCGGCCGUCGACCACCACCGCCUCCGCCGCCACGCUUUCUCGCCGUCUCCGUCCAACUCGCGCUCACCCCUUACUGGGUUUUCAACAUCGACCCUUCCAAAGCCUCCACGUAGCUCCACAAUCUCAUGCUCUUCAAAAUCAAGAUCCCGCAGCUCUGGCACUGCAGUGGACUUGGAGAAGAGGAAGAAGCUCGAUUGGUACACUAUCUACAAGAGGAUAUCCAUGUUGGGUUACCCGGAGAAGGGCAACGCUGCUACAGUUCUGGACCAGUACGAGAAUGAGGGCAUCAAGAUCUCAAGAUUCGACCUUUCCCGCAUAAUCAAAGAGCUUCGCAAGUUCGGGCGCCACGAAUUCGCUCUCCAGGGUUAUGAGUGGAUGAACAAUAGAGCAGAUAAGUAUCGUCAAUAUGCCGUGGACGCUGCAAUUCAUCUAGAUUUGAUAUCCAAAGUUCAUGGAAUCUCAAAGGCAGAAGACUACUUCUUGAGUUUCCCAGAAUCUUUGAGGAAGAAAGAACUAUACGGUUCGCUGUUGAACGCGUACGCCCAUUUUGGAAUGAGGGAAAAAGCUGAAUCUUUAUUUGAUGAGAUUCGAAACCGGGGUUACGCAGAUGGUAAUCCUCGCCCUUAUAAUGUGAUGCUGACCCUUUACAUGAAACUUGAGGAACAUGAUAAGGUGGAGUGUAUGGUGUUGGAAAUGGAUGAGAAACAUCUUUUAGACAUAUAUUCUUAUAAUAUCUGGUUGACCUCCCGCGGCUACCAAGGGUCUCCGGAGAAGAUGGAGCAAGUGUUUGAGAGAAUGAAGAGGGACACGAGUGUCGUCCCAAAUUGGAGCACGUACUCCGUGAUGGCUUCUAUGUUCAUCAAGAUGGGGGAGUUGGAGAAGGGCAAAGAUUACUUGGGGAAGUUGGAGUCUGGAAUCAAGGGUCAGGAUCGCACGGCGUAUCAUUAUCUCAUAAGUCUUUACGGCAGUGUUGGUAACAAGGAAGGGAUACACAGUGUUUGGAAUGACUACAAGUCAUACUUUGCCUACAUUCCAAACAUGGGUUACCAUUUGGUAAUCACAUCUCUUCUAAGAUUGGAUGACAUUGAAGGUGCUGAAAACGCGUUCCACGAAUGGAUGUCAGCUAAGACACAUCAUGACGCAAGAAUUGCAAACCAUCUGCUGAGAUGGUAUUUGAAGAAUGGGCAAUUGGAGAAGGUCGAAAGCGUCUUUACAUUGUUGGUUGAUGCUGGAAGAAAGCCAAGCUCAAAGACAUUGGGCAUUCUUGCCCAAGUGCACAUCAAGAAAAGGAGAGUAUCAGAAGCUUUGUCUUGCUUGAGAGAUGCUGCCUUGGCAGAAGGAUCUAGCGGCUGGAGACCGAAUUAUGCUACUAUAGCCUCAUUCAUAAAGCUUUGCGAGGAAGAAGAUGACAUGAAGAGUAAGGAGGAAUUGAUGAAGGUGUUGAGUGAAGCUGGGUGUUUCGAAUACGAAGAUUAUUUGUCUUAUAUUGCUUCACAAAAUGAUAGUGAGAAGGAUGGGGAUGAAAUAAGUGACGGCGCUGUGCUCAAUGAACUCUAUGGAGGCUUAGAGUAACUAAUCUUACAUUUGUGUUUCGAAAUCGUUUUACGCAGUGUUAAGGUAAGGGAAUUGAUGUCCUUCUUUGGGAAAAAACACUUGAGUUAGUUCUUGUUGAAGAAGAUGGUUUGAUGAAGGAUUUUGAAGAACAUUUUUAAGCUACUAAUGAUCACUUAAUCUCUUUGUCUUCUUGAUAAAUGUAUCUGUGUUUUAAUAACAGAUUGACAUGAUAGAAGUAUGCCAUGUAAUGUAACUUCAAUCUGUUUUUGUUCAUUUCUAGAAACAUUCUAUAUAAUCAAGAUAUAGAUUAAGA